AUGGAUCUCCCGGAGAGCCUCAAAGCGGCGCUCGGCACCGCCGGCGGCGGCGCCGACGCCGCCACGUCCGCGGUGGACGCCGCGGUAUCGUCCGCCGUCGCGUCCGCGUCGAAGCUCACCGCCGUCGCCGCGGAAGCCGUGAACGAUAGGGUGGAGAUCGGGCGCGCGCACCUCGAGGCGGCGUCGUGGGAACUUCGGUCCGCCGAGGACAAGCUCUUCAAGGCCCCGUCGCGAGCGUUGGCGUCCGCCAUCGAUCGCGCGCCCUACGCCACCGCGGCGGCGGGCGCGGCGCUCGCGCUCCUCGCGGUCCCGGGCACCAGGCGCAUCCUGUGGCACGCCUCCUUCGGGCGGAUGCAGAGCGAGGAAGCCUUGGUGCGCGCGGCUACACGCAGCGCGGAGACGCUGAAGGCGGCGUCGGAGGGGACGAGCUCGGAGCUGGCGCGGCUGAGGGACGCGGCGGUGGCGGCGGAGGAGGAGAUGACGCGGGGGAGGGGCAAGCUGAGACAGGCGGCGGCGGACCUCAAGCGGCUGGUGCGCGAUCGUCCCAGACAAAACACCCGAACCGUUCAAAACUUUUCCAUCGUCGCGCCCAGCCCGACCCGCCGCAAAAGUCUGACUUCGAAUCUCCCCGGCGCGUUCGCGUUCACCCAACAGGCGAGCAGGACGUCCAAGGACGAACGCUCGGUGUCGUCGACGCUCCUGGAGCUCCGUUCGUUGCCGAGCAAACGCGCGCUCGAGCUCAGAACCGACAUUGCCAAGACCAAAAACGAGAUGGCCAAGACGAGCUCCGCGAUCGACGCGGCGCUGCGAAGGGUCUUCAAGGCGGGCGUCGACAUCUGA
Micromonas commoda is the source of this 840-nucleotide messenger RNA. RefSeq lists its product with no specific name. Lineage: Eukaryota; Viridiplantae; Chlorophyta; Mamiellophyceae; Mamiellales; Mamiellaceae. The transcript has a single exon. Bases 1 to 840 code for a protein of 279 amino acids. The record is from RefSeq and is a predicted model, not a curated record.